UAUGAUAUUCGAGGUUUCUUAUCUAGCUCUCUUCCCGGUCGAUGAAUGAUCAAAUUCAUUCGUUGCUUACUCGUUCGGUGUCAUGUAUUUGUUAGACGAAAUUUUGUGUUGUGCGUCCGAGACGUGGAAUUUAUAAUAAUUGUUGGUGUUGUAUGUUAGCGUUAACAAGACAUUGUAGAAAUGGUGAAUAUAGACACGAUACAAAAAAAUUAUCCGCUGCAUUGGCUUGUGUGGAAUAACAAUUAUGUAGAACUUGAAGAGGAAUUAUCUACAAAGCUGCAUGACAUUGAAAAAGUUGAUAAUAGGGGAAGAACACCAUUAAUGUUAGCUGUGACUUUGGGUUAUAUUGAAUCUGUUGGAGUAUUAUUGCAGCAUGAAGCUAAUGUUAAUACGGAAAACACUCAAGGAUGGACUGUGGUUCAAGAAGCAGUUGGCACAGGAAAUCCUGAGCUAAUACAAAUGGUGCUAGCACAUAGGGAUUAUCAAAGAUACUGUAAUCGUGUAGCUGGUAUUCCAGAACUGCUUCAUAAACUUAAACAAGCACCUGAUUUUUAUGUAGAAAUGAAAUGGGAGUUUACUAGUUGGGUUCCUCUUGCCUCCAGAAUAUGUCCAAGUGACACAUACAAAGUAUAUAAACAAGGCAGCAAUGUGCGAAUUGAUACAACAUUAUUAGGAUUUGACCAUAAAAAGUGGCAACGUGGAAAUCGUAGUUAUGUUUUUAAAGGACAAAAUGAUGGCGCAACAAUGAUGGAAGUAGAUCACAAAACAAGAAAAGUAUAUGUUGAACAUAUUAAACUCGUAGAUAUUGACGAUAUGCAAUUAAUGGAGCCUUCUGAAGAAGGUGUAUUAGCUCGACUUACGAAUCCGAUAGUUACUACAUAUAUAGAUACAGAUAAAAUUAGUUUUGAACGCAAUAAAGCUGGUUUAUGGGGAUGGCGUUCUGAUAAAAGUGAAGUAGUUAACGGACAUGAGUGUAAAGUGUUUAGUGCAUGCAACGUAGAAUUAAUAACGAAAACUCGACUAGAACAUUUAUCUGAGCCUGACAAGGCACGGGCUCGUGCUCCUCGUACGCCUCUUCAAUCAUUUCUUGGUAUGGCGGAACAACAACAAGAGAACAGUAAUAGCGCUACUACUAGUGAAGAAUAUAACAAUAUUGGAAAUCCUUCUAACAUAACACCUGAGGAAUAUUUUGAUCCAGACGUUGAUUUAAGUGGAAGGGAUAUAGGUAGACCAAAGGAAGUUAAUACAAAAAUUCAAAAAUUUAAGGCAACUUUAUGGCUUAGUGAACAGUAUCCAUUAAGUCUUCAAGAACAGAUCAUGCCAAUUGUUGAUCUUAUGGCAAUAUCUAGUUCACAUUUUGCGAAAUUAAAAGAUUUCAUUCAAAUGCAGUUACCAGCUGGAUUUCCUGUUAAAAUUGAAAUUCCACUUUUUCAUAUAUUAAAUGCAAGGAUAACAUUCGGAAAUAUUUUUGGCAUGGAUCAAGAAGUACCACAUGUAGGGCAUUUGCAAGAAACUAAUAGAAUGACUUGCUUGGUUGAUGACAUUUGUUUUGAAGCACCUGUAGGAUAUGUAAAACUAGCGGGUGCUGAAGUUCGGACACAAUUUAGUAUGGAAGAAGAAGACGAUUUAUUACAAUUUGCUAUUCAGCAAAGUUUAUUGGAAGUUGGAAGUGAACGUGAUGAGGUUGAUAUAUGGGAGGCCUUAAGAGCGCAAAAACCAUCACGACCCACGACACCAAAUAUGACAACAGAAGAAGAAAGGCAACUACAGAGUGCGAUUCAAGCAAGUCUGGCGCUAUGCCAGGACAGUACUACUGGGUGUGCGAGCGGUCAAAGUAACUCGGAUAAGACGAAUGACGUAGAAGACGCUGAUUCGCUUGAAGAUACAGCGGAACAAUUAAGACUGGCAUUAAGACUUUCAGAAUUACAACAAUUGGAAGAGGAACAGCGUCGAUUAUUAGAAGAAGAAACGUUCCGGCAAGUGUUGAAAUUAUCUCUUACAGACAAGUGAACUUUAAAAAUGUGCAAUAGUCAUUAAAAAAUUUGUUCAAACUAUACUUCCACGACUAUGUGAAAUCUUCCACCUUCGCAAACAUCAUGUGACUGUUAAGUGCGAGAUCAUUUCCUACAAUUCAUAAAACAUUAAAUAAGUAAACUUGUUGUUUACAAGAAACAUUUGUUAUUAUAACAUAUAUACAGGGUGUCCCAUUUUAAUCUUCCCAGGCAAAUAUCCCUACGACAUAAAAAAUACCGAGAAAUAUUUCAA
Eufriesea mexicana is the source of this 2265-nucleotide messenger RNA. RefSeq names its product ankyrin repeat domain-containing protein 13D. The record is from RefSeq and is a predicted model, not a curated record. Bases 181 to 2010 code for a protein of 609 amino acids. Gene Ontology annotation, cellular component: cytoplasm. NCBI's taxonomy places the organism in Eukaryota, Metazoa, Arthropoda, Insecta, Hymenoptera, Apidae. The transcript has 13 exons. Gene Ontology annotation, molecular function: protein binding.